Messenger RNA from Frieseomelitta varia, 2298 nucleotides. It is a transcript of the gene shf, whose product is annotated as protein shifted. Gene Ontology annotation, cellular component: cell surface; extracellular region. Gene Ontology annotation, biological process: anatomical structure development. Bases 781 to 1848 code for a protein of 355 amino acids. Lineage: Eukaryota; Metazoa; Arthropoda; Insecta; Hymenoptera; Apidae. The transcript is spliced from 6 exons. Gene Ontology annotation, molecular function: signaling receptor binding. The record is from RefSeq and is a predicted model, not a curated record.
GAAGUAGUGAAAAUGCAAAGGGGGAGGGAAAAGAACGAUGCAGAUUAUGUCAGGAAGCACGAUCGAUCAAGUUUCAAGGGGAGCAUCGAAUAUCGAUCCCGCGAAUCGUUGUGCACGCACCCUUAUCCCCGAAUCGGGACCCCUUAAGAGAUAGAGAUCUUGCUCGUGGUCCCGCAGCAAGAAAACGGGCUGCUGUAGACUGCAGACCUUUUCUCAUUGAGUCAGUCAGUCAGUCAGUCAGUCAGUUUGCCGCAGCGACGCGGCCCGUACGUACGAGCGUGUGUAUACGCGUCUUGUUGACUUAACGCAUCGCGUGAUCGCGUACGGCUGCAUUAUCGACUGAGCAGAAAGCAGAAAGCUGCGGUGGGAUAUCGGCGAAAUUGGUCGUCGGUCAACCGGUCGUUGGUCGUUCUCCCGAUCCCCGGGACUUGAUCCCCACUGAAGCUUCGCACACUGAAGGUUCUCACACUGGGUUGUGUCAGCUCGUUAGAUUGCGUGCGUGAGAACGUGCCCGUUCGUCUCGAGUCUCGCCGUGAAAUCCCGUAUUUCACGCGUCGAAUCGUGGCGUGUUCCGUCAGCCAGCAGACAUCGAAACACGCGAGUGGCACGCACACUAACGAAUAUACCGAGCAGAGGACUGAGUAAAGAUAGAGAGAGAUAGAGAAAGAAAGAGAAAAAGAGACACGGCAGAUAAGAGAUAGAAAGGGAGAAAUAGAUUUACAACAGCCACAAGGGGGGCUAGUCAUAAACCGUGCAACACCUGGCGGCACGUCGUUAAUUAUGCAGUGGGCCGCAGCCGCCCUGACCUCGGCGGCGAUCGCUCUGCUCCUGGACACGGCGGCCGCGAGACAUCACCAUCGGUCCGGCAAUGGGCACAAACCGACCGGUGACAUCUCCCUAUGGAUCGACCAGCAACAGAUCAAAAUGUUCAGCGGGGUUGAAAUGGAGAUAUUUGCAAUUACUGAAGGUAGGGUGUUGCCCUAUCUAUUGGACCCGGAAUUCGAAAGCAAACUACCGAUUAUUCCGAGCGAAGUAACGUACGUGAAUUUUACAUGGAAGUCCGGUGUAAAGAAGUAUUACUAUAAUUUUUAUCGAUUAAAAUCGUUCGACGAGACGAUUUUGAAAACACCAUAUAUUACGAUUAAAACGCAAGGAAGAGUACCCAAGAGACCCAAGGAAUUCAGCGUCCUAUUACCAUGCUCCGGUAAUAAUUCGGGCAUCGCGCAAUUGGGCAUCGGUCUGAUGAUUGAAACACGUAAGGGGAAACCUUUAAACGGAACACCCCUUCGUCUUAAUCUGAGAAAAGAAUGCACCGUGCGCGGUGAGUGCGUCAAUCGCGCCCACGAUCAUCAUCUCUCCAUUCAUACACACAAACCUAAUCCUGGACCUUGUCCGGAUGGAUAUUUAGGUCCACCUCAUUGUAAAAAGGCAUUGUGUUAUCCAAAUUGUAUGAACGGUGGCAACUGUACAGCUCCUGGUGUUUGUUCGUGUCCACCAGGUUUUCAAGGACCAUAUUGCGAAGGAGGUAUAUGCGCGGAGAAGUGUUUAAACGGUGGAAAGUGUGUGCAGAAAGAUACUUGCGAAUGUCCAAAAGGAUAUUUUGGAUUACGUUGUGAAUUUUCAAAAUGUGUAAUUCCCUGUUUAAAUGGAGGGAAAUGCAAAGGGAACAAUGUAUGCAGAUGUCCCACUGGUUUCAAGGGUGAUCAUUGUGAAAUUGGCAGAAGAUCUCCACAACGUUCAGCCUGCACAAGAGCAUGUAGAAAUGGAACUUGCCAGCCUGAUAAUACAUGCCUCUGUGAGCCUGGCUGGUUCGGAAAGUUGUGCAAUAAAAACAAGCCAUGGGCUUGAACAUAGAAAUGUAUUUUCCACCAGUGGUAUCGCAUUCAUAGCCAAUUGGAUCAAUGCAACAAGAUUUUUAUUUAACAUGAAAUUACGAAAUGUCUUGAAGCCUUGAAUUCUAUUUGUUCAUUCAGGAGUUUGAGACAUUUUUCACUUUGAACCUCGCAUUUAGUUUAAUGAUUUUUAUAGUUAGUAUGAUAUUGAAUACUCAAAGUAUCGGAAAUUAAUAAUUUUACAAAGUAUUAUAUACUCGUUGAUUUAACAACAGCAUUUUACAAUCCAAUUGGUUAAUACCACUAAACUAACAUGUAUAGUUAGUAAUUUACCCCACCCCAGAUGUGAUAUGUAAAGCUGCUUUACUACAUAUUUUAUACUAUUAAAUAUUAUUUUUUAAAUAAUAUUGUUAGAUAUUGUAAUGAUUGUAAAAAAAAAAAUAAAAUAUAUUUUUUUCUCUUGUAA